Messenger RNA from Brassica rapa (field mustard), 889 nucleotides. Its product is annotated as ABC transporter E family member 1-like. The record is from RefSeq and is a predicted model, not a curated record. Lineage: Eukaryota; Viridiplantae; Streptophyta; Magnoliopsida; Brassicales; Brassicaceae.
ACCGUAUAAGUGUUGGACAAGAUUUCUCUCACAAAGAUCAGAAGAUGAUUAAAUGUGAGAAGAGGCAUGAUACAGUGGCAACACACUUGUAUAGGUUGAUUCGAUUUUCAUUAGUGGACAGAGUAUUCCAGGAAUUGGUGCUGAAACCACUUGGCAUCGCAAAGAUUCUUGAUAAAAGGAUCAAGGAAGUGUCUCAAUCCACUUUGCAAAAGAUCGCCAUUGCUACAUGCUUGGGACAGGAGGGUGCACGUGUCUUUCUGCUAGAUGAACCAAGUAUUCAUCUAGACGCAAGGGAGAGGGUUAUAGCCGCCCAGACCAUAAAGCGGUUCAUCGCUUACUCAAGGACAGCUGCUUUAGUAGUUGAACAGGACUUUAUGAUGGCCACUUAUUUGGCGGACCGUGUUAUCGUUGUUCAAGGAGAACCAGGAGUACAGAGUACCGUUAAUUCUCCCGUCUUGAUGGCCAAUGGAGUUAACCAAUAUCUUUCGGACUUGAAUAUCACGUGUAGAACUGAUCGUUUCACGUCUUUAGCUCGGAUGAAUAAGCCAAGAUCCGUUGAAGACGAGGAGCAAAAAACCAGAGGACAUUUUUUUGAAGAUUUAGGAAGACCUGUGAAGAAUCUGGGAAGGGUAGAAGACUUGGUAUAGUGUGUGAUAAGAUGAUGAACUACGAAGUUUUCUAGAUACGAAUCAAGAGUUUAAGUAGCAAGAACAAGUGACAUCAAAUGGUUUUGAAUUGGCUCUCUCCGUCUUUUGUUGUUAAUAAUACCAUUGCUCCCUUGUUUUAGGAUGUGUGAAACUUUGAUUUCUAAAUCUUUUUGACUUUUCUUAUCAGUCGAGUUGCUUUUGCCUUUUGUUGCUUAUUAUUAUAAUAGUAAAGGCUCUGUUUA